CGGGACCCGCCACCCUCCUCAACCGCGUGGACCCCACCAGCCGCGGUCGCCACGUACGCGGCCGGCGAGCCCUAUACAACCGCCACGUCGCCGGCGAGCCGUCGCCGUCUCCCCCACGACUCCUCCUCCUCCGUUUCCGGCAUAAACUACUCCCCGCGCGGCGCUCCCAUGUCGUACUACUACAGCACCUCGACCUCGAGCGCUAACCCUAACCCUAGCCCUGCGCCCUCGGCGCCGCCGCUUUACCCGACGCUCACCAUGGCCGAUCUCGCGCCCGUCGAGAUAGGCCCCUCCUCUCCGGCGUCUCCGGCCACCGCGGAAGACGACGCCAAUGCCCCUCCCCCCUCGGAGGACGUCCUCCUGCGGAUCCCGGGGGCGCAGCUCCACCUCAUCGACCGCCACCGCAGUCACCCGCUCGCCGCCGGCGACCUCUCGCUGCUCCGCAUCCGCUCCGGAGACACCUCCCUCGCCGCCAUCGCGCUCCUCCAGCCGAUCCAGUGGCCGCUCGCGCGCGACGUCGCCGCGGUCAAGCUCGACCCCUGCCAUUACUCCUUCUCCCUCACCGUGCCGCCCUCCGCCGACGACCCCAAUCCGGGGCCUCUGCAUUACGGCCUCACGCUCUCCCACCCCGACCUGCGCCUCGACGGCAUCCUCGCCACGUACACCAGCUUCUCGGUCCAGUCCGUGGUCGGCGGCGAGGCGUUGGCGAGUAAGGUGCGCGAGGAGGUGGAGGCGGCGGCGUACUGGACGGCGGUGGCGCCAAAUGUGGAGGAGUACGGCGGGGCGGUGGCGAGGGCGAUCUCCACGGGCGCCGGGCAUCUAGCGAAGGGGAUUCUCUGGUGCGGGGAAGUGACGGUGGAGAGGCUCCGGUGGGGAAACGAGGUCCUCAAGAAGAGGAUGCAGCCCGGCGACGCCGACGCCGAGGUCACUCCUGAGAUGCUGAGGCGGAUUAAAAGGGCCAAGAAGGUGACACAAAUGUCUGAGAAAGUGGCAACUGGAAUACUAUCUGGAGUUGUAAAGGUUACUGGCUAUUUUACGAGCUCAAUAGCUAACUCAAAGGCUGGCAAGAAGUUUUUUAGUUUAUUGCCUGGAGAGAUUGUUCUUGCUUCACUUGAUGGAUUUGGGAAGAUUUGUGAUGCAGUAGAAGUGGCUGGAACGAAUGUUUUGUCCACGUCAUCAACUGUAACUACUGGUCUUGUAUCCCACAAAUAUGGGGAGAAAGCGGCGGCUGCAACCAAUGAAGGGCUCGAUGCAGCAGGCCAUGCCAUCGGGACAGCGUGGACGGUGUUCAAGAUCCGGCAGGCCUUGAAUCCAAAGAGUGUCCUAAAGCCGACCUCACUCGCCAAGUCCACCAUCAAGGCAGCUGCUGCUGACCUUCGUGCAAAGCAAAAGAAAUAGUUGGAAGUAUCGUCUGUCCAGUGUCCACAACGAUCAGGCGAAGCGUCCCGUUGGUGCAUGCUCAGCUCAGUUCUGGACCUGUCCCUACUAACAGUAGCUUUUGUCAAUUCCAUCUAGUUUUUGCAGAUGUUUUCUCUUGUUUUUGUCAUGAGUCAUGGUGUACUGCUACUGUUGCUUGUAAUAUAUAUGUGCUGAAAACGAAAGGCUGAUUAUGUCAUUGAUACUGAGUCCAUCUGUGCUGAUGCGAUGUACGGAAAUCUGGGCUGUUGCAAAUUUUGUUUUUGCAUUCUGGAUAGCUUUCCGUGCUGUGUUUGCUUUGUUUGGUUGUAGAGUGUGAUGGUUAAUAUAUUUGAUUAGUUUUCCUAA
Oryza brachyantha (malo sina) is the source of this 1764-nucleotide messenger RNA. Its product is annotated as protein EARLY-RESPONSIVE TO DEHYDRATION 7, chloroplastic-like. Gene Ontology annotation, cellular component: plasma membrane. The transcript is spliced from 4 exons. The record is from RefSeq and is a predicted model, not a curated record. NCBI's taxonomy places the organism in Eukaryota, Viridiplantae, Streptophyta, Magnoliopsida, Poales, Poaceae. The coding region runs from base 169 to 1398 and encodes 409 amino acids.